Cucurbita pepo subsp. pepo (vegetable marrow) is the source of this 378-nucleotide messenger RNA. The record is from RefSeq and is a predicted model, not a curated record. Lineage: Eukaryota; Viridiplantae; Streptophyta; Magnoliopsida; Cucurbitales; Cucurbitaceae.
AUGAUAGCAAGUUGGUGUUGUCAAGAACAAGUAUUGAACCAUCCUUCAAUUGGAGGGUUUCUAACGCAUAGUGGUUGGAAUUCAACGCUUGAGAGUAUCUGUGCUGGCGUGCCGAUGAUCUCGUGGCCUUUCUUUGCUGAGCAGCUGACGAACUGUCGUUAUUGUUGUACUGAGUGGGGCAUUGGAAUGGAAAUUGAUAGCAAUGUUAAAAGGAAUGAAGUGGAAGAGCUUGUGAGAGAACUAAUGGAUGGAGAAAGGGGUAAGAAAAUGAAGGAGAAUGUUAUGAAUUUGAAGAUUAAAGCUGAAGAAGCAUGUAAACCAGGUGGAUCUGCUUACAAGAACUUUGAUAGAUUGAUCGAUGAAGUUCUUCAUUUUUGA